CUUUAGCUAUCGACCUACUUCCUGUUUACAGUGUACGUAACUGACUGUAACGUGUAGCUCCGCCCCUCCUCGUUCACGGCAAAAUGGCGACGGAGAACUGUGAUUCUGUGAACAUCGACUCUGACAUGGACCUGCUCAGUGACGAAGAAUUAGAAAGGGAAGCAGAAGGCUUCAAAGAGCAGGGCAAUGCCUUUUAUGUCAAGAAGGAUUAUGCAGAAGCAUUCAAUUAUUACACCAAGGCCAUUGACAUGUGCCCAAAGAAUGCAAGUUAUUAUGGAAACCGGGCAGCCACACUAAUGAUGUUGUGUCGGUAUAGAGAGGCUUUAGAGGAUUCGCAGCAAGCAGUGCGACUAGAUAACACUUUCAUGAAGGGCCAUCUGCGAGAGGGCAAGUGCCACCUGUCCCUUGGCAAUGCUAUGGCUGCCAGCCGCUGUUUCCAGAGGGUUCUGGAGCUGGAGCCAGACAACAGCCAGGCACAACAGGAGCUGAAGAAUGCAGAAUCCAUCCUUGAAUAUGAGAGAAUGGCAGAGAUUGGAUUUGAGAAGCGAGACUUCAGGAUGGUUGUGUUUUGCAUGGACCGUGCCUUGGAGUCUGCCUUGGCCUGUCACAGGUUCAAGAUACUUAAGGCUGAGUGUUUAGCCCUGCUGGGGCGCUACCCUGAGGCUCAGUCUGUAGCCAGUGAUAUUUUGCGAAUGGACUCCACUAAUGCGGAUGCACUGUAUGUGCGUGGUCUUUGUCUAUACUAUGAGGACUGCAUUGACAAGGCUGUCCAGUUCUUCGUCCAAGCUCUGCGUAUGGCUCCAGACCAUGACAAAGCCCGGCUCGCGUGCAGAAAUGCUAAAGCACUAAAAGCCAAGAAGGAGGAGGGGAACAAGGCAUUCAAGGAGGGAAACUUUGAGGAAGCCUAUGAGCUGUACUCUGAGGCACUAACAAUAGAUCCCAACAACAUCAAGACUAAUGCCAAGCUGUACUGUAAUAGGGCCACUGUUGGAUCUAAGCUGAAGAAAAUAGACCAGGCCAUAGAAGACUGCACAAAGGCCAUUAAACUGGAUGAGACCUAUAUCAAGGCCUAUUUACGGAGAGCACAGUGCUACAUGGACACAGAGCAGUAUGAGGAGGCAGUGCGAGACUAUGAGAAGGUUUACCAGACAGAAAAGACAAAAGAACACAAGCACCUCCUGAAAAAUGCCCAACUGGAGCUAAAGAAAAGCAAGCGGAAAGAUUACUACAAAGUGCUCGGGGUGGAUAAGAAUGCCACAGAAGAAGAGAUCAAGAAAGCAUACCGCAAACGGGCACUUUUACAUCACCCAGAUCGCCACAGUGGAGCUAGUCCUGAGGUGCAGAAAGAGGAGGAGAAGAAGUUCAAGGAAGUGGGCGAGGCUUUCAGCGUGCUAUCAGACCCAAAGAAGAAGUCUCGCUAUGACAGCGGCCAGGACCUGGAGGAUGAAGGCAUGAACAUGGGAGAUUUUGAUGCCAACAACAUUUUCAAGGCAUUCUUUGGAGGCCCAGGGGGUUUUAGUUUCGAAGCAUCUGGACCGGGAAAUUUCUUCUUCCAGUUUGGGUAAUUGGAGGAUUUGUCUACCUAAAGAGUUAUUACAUCAGGACUUUUCAACAAUGUCAACCGCCAACUCACCAUCCAUAUUUAAUGACUGACUGACAGACAAGUCAGAUUCUUGUCUAUGCCAUUGAAUGCAAUCUAAUGAUCACGCGCAGCAAACGAUUUAAUGCCCAUAUAGCAAGGACACCAAGACAGCUCAGACUGAGUUGUUAGUGUUACUGGUUUUGAAUUUGGUUUUCUUCCUUCCAGAAAGAAGGAAGAAACGACAGUGACUACCAACACUGGUUCAAAUAUUUUCAGGAUUUUUCAGAUAGGAGAGAUUGUGCAGCUGUUCUAUCAGAGCAUAUACGGAUCCAUGCAAGACGUGACAUCCUGGGGAAAUCUUUCAGAUGCAACUGAACAAAUGAGCACGCUAAUAUCCAGCUUGUCUCAACUUACUGCUGAGGGGGUAUUCUCUACAUGAAAGUUCAGUACUUGCUUAAUGAUUUCUGAAAAAAAUCACUGAGCAAGAGGAACCUUCCCCAUUUGAGGAAACUGUGUUGGCUGCUGUGAAUUUGCACUGAAAACCUCCUCCCUGUUAUAAGCCAGUAGGAGCACUUGAGAAUUUUUUUUUAAAUUCACAACAGCUGGAGCCUAGACCUACACAUACAGUACAGCUGAAGCACACUAGAAAGACAACAGUAGAGACAGCUGUGCUGUCUUUGUUGCCAGCACAGCUGCUCUCCCUCUUGUUGUCACAGGUUUUGUGUUUGAUGUUGCCAUUCACAGAUUGCUGCAUUGUACAUUUUACUGGAAUGUAAAGUGUUAAUUUGUGAUAAUAGUUGAUUUUUUUUUUUUAUUUUGAUAUGUAUAUUUAUUGUAAAUUUCCUGUCUGAUAGAACAAUUGCUGUAAGGUGAGGACAUUUUUCUCUUGUGUGAAACUUUGAAAGUGGCACCAAUUAUUACACAAAUUCAGGAAGAUAAAUGUUAUGCUUGGUCUGCAUGAAAUAUUAUAGAGAAAUAGAUUAUGCUCUUUGUGUUUCUUGACUGUGAUGCAAGCCUUCUAAUUUUACUCUGCAACACACAGACAUAAAAAUAGAACACAUUUGAAAUGUGAUAUGUGUCAAAGAAGGUCAGGUGCUGUGUGAUGAUGGAAAUCUGACAAUGUUCAGUUACUUUUUGAGAAUUGUAUUUUUCUCUUGGUGCACUUUAUGAAGAAAAGUGUCCUCAGCUUUGCUCAUUGUUUUGCCCUUAUGGUAAACCAUCCUCUCUUUACCCUUGACAAGUACCAGCCAUGUCAAUAAAGUUGGGUUUCCCCAUAA
This is a messenger RNA of Monopterus albus (swamp eel), 2859 nucleotides long. RefSeq names its product DnaJ (Hsp40) homolog, subfamily C, member 7 (gene dnajc7). The transcript is spliced from 14 exons. The record is from RefSeq and is a predicted model, not a curated record. Bases 84 to 1565 code for a protein of 493 amino acids. Lineage: Eukaryota; Metazoa; Chordata; Actinopteri; Synbranchiformes; Synbranchidae. Gene Ontology annotation, molecular function: protein binding.